This is a messenger RNA of Harpegnathos saltator (Jerdon's jumping ant), 2988 nucleotides long. RefSeq names its product sex peptide receptor. Gene Ontology annotation, cellular component: plasma membrane. Lineage: Eukaryota; Metazoa; Arthropoda; Insecta; Hymenoptera; Formicidae. The record is from RefSeq and is a predicted model, not a curated record. Gene Ontology annotation, molecular function: G protein-coupled peptide receptor activity. Gene Ontology annotation, biological process: G protein-coupled receptor signaling pathway. The coding region runs from base 1238 to 2503 and encodes 421 amino acids. The transcript has 3 exons.
ACGCCUUUUCACUUCAUUCGGCGUCCGGAGUCCGGACGCCAACUACGCUGACGUUUCUGCGAGAUUACGCGACGUGCACCGCAUUCGCGUCACCACCACCAUUACCACCACCACCACCACCAUCACCAUCACCAUCAUCAUUAUCAGCAUCGUCAUCAUCAUCUUCAUCAUCACCAUCAUCAUCAUCAUCAUCAUCAUCAUCACCAUCUCACCACCAUCGCCGCCACCGCAACGUCACGAGAAACAAUCGUGCUGUGCCCGUAAGCGAUGGGGGGAAAUCACGAGAGAGAUCGGUGCAACCGUAGAAACGGUCCGGGACAAUCGAGGCAUCCUAAAAGGAGAUGAGCACGUGCGAAUUAACCGAUCGCGAAUUAGCGAUCCAUCACGCUGGAAUGUAAUUUCGGCCAGCGUUCAAAGAAUCCAGAAGAGUUAUCACGUCUGCUUGGCGUUGGACCGGCGAACGACAACUUUUCCCUUCCGGCCGUGAGUAGUCAACCGAGACUGUAAAGCGGAUCGACGGUGUGAUGAUCUAUAUACAUAUAUUUUAACAAAGACGCCACGCGAAACGAUAAACGGUAUACGAUAUAUACGCGAAUAAUCACGUUGUCGCGAUCCGCCUUGUCGAAGAGACGACGGCGAUAACAUUUUCCCGCUCGCAGUGUGUGUGUGUGUGUGUAUGUGUGUGUGCGUGCGUGCGUGCGUGCGUGCGUGCGUGCGUGCGUGAAAAGUGUGUCAAAUGCUCCUGUUUAUAUAAAUCUUCCUUGAAAGUUCGUUUCUCCACACACACACACACACACACACACAUCCGAAAUAAUGAUGACGGCGCCAAGCUGAAGAUAUUGAAAAUUGAAGAAAAUUAUUGAAGAAAAUCUCAAACGAGUAUCGUCGAUAAUUUGACAAUGUGAUAAUGUGUUUGUAGUCAUAGAUUUGGUCAGACGGCUAGCGGAUGUGUCGUUGCUUGAGAAAUCAUCAGCACUGGCACCACCGCGCCGUCGAUAGCGUCGUAGCAUGACUGUCAUCGAUGUAACUCCAUGUUGUGACAAAGUAAUUAGUGUAGAUUACUGUUCUUUAAUACAAGAGCCGACUGCAACGAGGACGAGCACGAGCACGGCACACCGUCGUCGCUACGUAAACGAUAGCGAGGACGGAAGGUUUUUCGCCGGUUGACCGGCACUACUCGACGACGGCCCGACUACCCGUCGACGAUCAAGAAAGAUUUGUCCGCACAUCCGCAAAGAUGAAUUCCAGCCUCAGCCACGAGCCGCACGACAAUCUCACGCGGUCGACACCGUUGGAGAGUACGGGCUACACGUGCGGCCCGAAACUCGAGUCCUUCCACAGCAGCUACGCCCAGGUGCACGGCUGGGCGAGUCUGCAGGUAUGCGUAUUCGGCUCGAUCGCCAACGUCCUCAACAUCGCCGUGUUGACCCGUCGCGAAAUGCACUCGCCCACCAACAUGAUCCUCACCGGCCUCGCGGUGGCCGACCUCCUCGUGAUGAUCGAGUACAUACCGUACGCGAUCCACAUGUAUCUGUACCAGCGCUCCCGCAGGGACACUUUCACCUACGGCUGGGGCGUUUUCGUGCUGUUCCACUCCAACUUCGGCCAGGUCUGUCACACGAUCUCGAUCUGCCUGACAGUGACGCUGGCGAUCUGGCGGUACAUCGCGGUCGCGUAUCCGCAGAAGAACCGCGAGUGGUGCAGCAACACCCGCACCGUGCUCACGAUCGUCGGCGCUUAUGUCUUCUGUCCGAUACUGUGUGUACCGCUCUACGUCACCACCGAGGUGAGACCGCAGGUGGAGCUGUUGGACGAGGAGGGCAUGAACGUGAACCUGACCAAGCUCAACGGCACCGCUUCACUCGACGGCGCUACCAACACCACGUUGUACUUUGUCAAGCUUACGGAAACCGCGAGGAUGCACGCUGCGUUGAAGAAGAUGAACUUUUGGAUCUACAGCGUCGUGAUCAAACUGAUACCCUGCUUGGCGCUCACCGUGUUGAGCUUCAAGCUGAUAAGGGUGCUGGUGGAGGCGAAGAGGCGGAGGAGAAAGCUCACCGCGAAGAACACCGACAUCAAGAUGAGUAACGGCAAGGACGGCUGCGAGAAGCCGUCGGGCAAGAAGAGGCGGAAAGGUGCCGAUAAGGAGAAGCAGACCGACAGGACCACGAAGAUGCUGUUAGCGGUGCUCGCAUUGUUCCUCAUCACGGAAUUUCCACAGGGCAUCCUGGGAUUGUUCAGCGUUAUUCUGGGCACGAGUUUCUUCAACACGUGCUACGUCAUGCUGGGCGACGUGAUAGACAUCUUGACGCUCAUAAACUCGGCCAUCAAUUUCAUCCUGUACUGCGCCAUGAGUCGGCAAUUCCGGACAACGUUCAACCAGCUGUUUUGUAGCCGACUGUGGCGACUGAUCGGCAGGUGGAUGCCGGUGCCGCAUCAGCCGAUGGAGAACAACGGGAUAACCGGGACCAAUCACACGAUAACCCAGGUCACUCAAGUCUAGCGUCGAAGAGACCGACGAGCUCUUUGCUAUCCGCUGUAAGAAAAGUGCCGACUGGCUGAUUGCCUCCCUUUUUAUCCGACACACGUACUCGAGCUCGGAUUCGCGACUUUGAAAGAACGUUUUCUCAAAUUGAUUCCGUUUCCUCCCUGCCGCACUCCGCGGCACCUCUCUCUCUCUCUCUCUCUGUCUACCCUCUCCGUCGUCGCCGGACUGCUUUGUGUCGCCGCGCACUGCUUUCUCGCGCGAACAACGAAGAAAAAAAGAUGAGAUUUAUUUGCUAACCACCUUCCCCUCCCGUGUGCCAGUGUCUACUGAUUGCGACACUGCAAACUUUACAAACUGUUGGAACAUGUGUGUUCCCAUGACGAAGAGAACACCGCCGCCGUUUUCGAGGACACUCGGCAAAUCUCGAGUGCGUUACAAAUAUUUACCUCGAUUGGCCGACCCACUUCCUUCCAGCGCGUUUUUCUUUUUUUUUUUUUUUU